AUCAAAUCGCGGCAGGACCACCAUUAAGUUGCUACGCUCAGUCAACGAAUCAUUUCACCAUCGCGAUCAUGCAAGCACCUCAAGGUGGUCGUUAUGCGCGCGGUCCCGCCAAAGGGAUGCCACCCGGCGGCCAUGCUGGCUAUCCACCAUACCAAGCGCAGAACGCGCAGGUCGUCAUGCAACAGCAGCAGCGCGCCGAAGACGAGCGGAGACAGGCACGAGCGAGGAUGCUAUCGCGCAAGCCUACAGAUCGCGACAUACCAGCCGGUGUGGACGAGAUAACCAUCGGUGGCGCCGUUGAAAGAUACCAAAAGCUACGUGAGCUGGAGCGUAAGCUCGAUGCGACUAUGAUGAGGAAGCGAUUAGACUUGCAGGAUCAGCCGAGGGACGUAAAAAGGCGACGCACAAUGCGCAUAUGGAUUUCCAAUACUGCUGAAAAUCAGCCGUGGCAAGCGACAGGCAUGGACAACGACACGUUUGACUUUGGUGACAAUUCACAAGCAACGUACCGAGUCAAGAUUGAAGGCAGGCUCCUCGACGAGGAGGAUGUUCUCGAUUCAGAUGAUACGCGAGGUCCGGACGCUAUGGAGACGAAUAGCGACAGUGCGGAGAAGAGGCCAAUCCCAGGAGAAAUGACGAGGUUUUCGCAUUUCUUCAAGAAGAUCACUAUCGACUUUGAUCGUCCGCCUUCACUUCAGCCAGACAACAUGGCACAGAUCGAGUGGAUCAAGCCAGAAACGCGCGAAGGUGUGGUGAACACUUCUGACGCAGCCAACUUCGAUUGCCUCCACUUCGAACGGAAAAGCGACGAAAACAUCAAUAUUCGUAUUAACCUAUACCCGGACAAUCAGCCCGAGAUCUACAGGCUAUCCGAUGAGUUGUCGCAGAUAUGCGGUGGCAUCAAGGAGGAUACGAAGGCGAAUAUCACUAUGAGUGUUUGGAAGUACAUCCGAGUCAACAAGCUCGACGGGGGCGAAGAUGCUCGAAAGGCUCGUUGUGAUCCGCUCAUGAAGAACGUCUUUGGCUAUGACACAAUCGAGCUCAACCGAGUUGGUGAUGCUAUAAUCCAGCAUUGCAAGCCGCUUCCCCCCAUCACUCUCGAUUACACAAUCCGCGUAGACAGGGAUUAUAUUAAUGCGACACCGAAGCCAUCUCCUUACACCAUCUACGACGUCUCCGUUCUCCAAAAUGACCCAACGUAUGACCUCGUCAAAGAUCGCAUCUUCCACUCUCCCUCAACAACCGCAACGCUCGAGACGAUUUCCAGGAUCGAUACGCAUCUCGCGCUAGUGAUUCAGGCCAUCGCCCAAUCCAAGGGCAAGCACACUUUCUUUACAAGUAUGGCAGCAGAUCCUGUAAACUUCUUAAAACGCUGGAUUAGCAGUCAGAAACGGGAUCUAGAGGUUAUCCUGGGCGAGGCGACCAGACCUGGAGUACGGUUGCCAGAUGUGUCAGGAGCUGCGGACGACUCGACGAUAGCCUUGAGCGACGAGUGGCGACGAGGCGGGAAAGAGAGUGUCUGGGGCAGUCAGACCGCUAAGGAGAGCGUCGCUCUAUUUCUGGCGAGAGGUGGACGAGACAAAGAUGGACGCUCUGUGUUUGGCAUGCACUAAUUUUCCUUUUGUGCUCAUUACUUCUACCAAUGUAUUGAGCGUGGUGUUUCGAUGGAUAUGUAACGGGCAGGAUGUUAUUUGCGUAUAAGCACAGCAACUGGGGGGAGGCUCUCGGGCAAUUCUUUUAGAGAGAUCAGAUAAACGCUGCAGUGAUUUAAACGUC
Molecule: messenger RNA, 1776 nt
Organism: Verruconis gallopava
Lineage: Eukaryota; Fungi; Ascomycota; Dothideomycetes; Venturiales; Sympoventuriaceae
Exons: 3
Coding region: 69-1613 (514 amino acids)
Biological process (GO): regulation of transcription by RNA polymerase II
Cellular component (GO): SWI/SNF complex; nucleus
Source: RefSeq, a predicted model, not a curated record